CAAAAGGGUUGUUGCUGGUUAUCAAAACUAGUGGGCAUACUCAUCCAUUUUGUGGACAAAACCUUCAAAAUUUUCCCUCACUUUCUUUCGUACAUGUAUUUUCUUAUCAGUCAAACUGGACAAGUUCCUCACUCUAAGGUAUUGUUUUUACGUUGAGGCUUUGAGGAGCAAUCUUGGAGUUAAACUUACUUGUUGGUUUCUUUGGUGAUCAGGAUCCUGAUUUUGGCAUAUUUCAUGGAGGCUCAAAAUCAAUCAGAGCCUACAGAAGUUUUAAAAAGAAUGCUUCCUCCACCGCUUGGUACUUUCCAAAACCGUGAGGAUCUCAUUAAACAUGUUCGUGAUUUUGGUGCUAAUCAAGGAUAUGUUGUGACCAUCAAGAAGUCCAGAAAGGAUAGAAGAGUUAUCCUUGGCUGUGACAGAGGAGGUGUCUAUCGUAAUAGACGCAAAAUUGAUGAAAGUAAGCGCAAAAGGAAAGCAACUUCACGCCUUAUAAACUGUCCUUUUGAAGCCAUAGGUAAAAAGGAAGAUGAUGUAUGGGUGCUUACUAUAAAAAAUGGAGAGCACAAUCAUGAACCAUUGAAAGACAUAUCAGAACAUCCUUAUAGUCGACGUUUCACUGAGGAAGAAGUGAGACAAAUCAAACUAAUGACUGAAGCUGGUAUAAAACCACGUCAAGUGCUUAAAGCUCUCAAGCAAAGCAAUCCAGAACUGCAGUCAACACCAAGGCACUUGUACAACCUCAAAGCAAAGAUUCGUCAGGGAAAUUUUUCAGGUUUUACAUCAUUUGAUCUCUCCUUUUCAACUAAUUGAUCUAGUAAAUAGAUGAGAGUGCCAUUGGUUUAAUAUCUACAAACCAGAAGCAUAUAUUGUUAUCAUUGCAAUAGGUUUAGAUAAUUGUUGUGAGAAACUGUUUUGCUAUAUUGUAAACUGAAAUAUUAAUUUCAGAGAGUAAAAAGUUUCUGUUGCUAUUGAAUUCUUCAU
Molecule: messenger RNA, 981 nt
Organism: Abrus precatorius (Indian licorice)
Lineage: Eukaryota; Viridiplantae; Streptophyta; Magnoliopsida; Fabales; Fabaceae
Exons: 3
Coding region: 235-810 (191 amino acids)
Biological process (GO): thymine catabolic process; L-valine catabolic process
Cellular component (GO): mitochondrion
Molecular function (GO): malonate-semialdehyde dehydrogenase (acetylating, [NAD(P)+]) activity; DNA-binding transcription factor activity, RNA polymerase II-specific; methylmalonate-semialdehyde dehydrogenase (acylating, NAD+) activity
Source: RefSeq, a predicted model, not a curated record